This is a messenger RNA of Anisakis simplex (herring worm), 1269 nucleotides long. Lineage: Eukaryota; Metazoa; Nematoda; Chromadorea; Rhabditida; Anisakidae. The record is from the annotation of a GenBank genome assembly.
ACUGUGGAACCUGCAGUAGUACCCACUGUUGGAGAGACUUACCUGUUACAAUUCAAAUAUAGAGGGAUAAUCAAUUCAUACGAACUUGGCGGUCUCUUCUAUACGUAUUACGACGAUAUUCAACAAACUAGACAUUGGAUGGUAGCAACGCAUAUGGAGACCGGUGUUCAUGCACGAUCGCUGUUUCCGUGCUUGGAUGAACCAGCCUACAAGGCCAUAUUCCACAUGACUAUUAUCUAUCCGAAACCUUUAAUCGCUUUAUCGAAUAUGAUGGAACGACCAUACGUCGAGCUACAUGAUCCAUGGGUUGUUGUUCGAUUUCCACCCACACCAAAACUCUCGACAUAUUUAGUGGCCAUGGCUGUUGGACCAUACGUGAGCAAAAGCAUAACAAACAAAGCUGGAACUCUGGUCAGAUUUGAGGAAUAUUUGGGAUUUGCGGCGACGGUUGCCGGCAAAUGCCUUGAUUCACUCGGCGAAUAUGUCAAUUUUCCUUUCCCACUGUCAAAAUCAGAUCAGCUCGGACUACCUAAAUUCCCGGCUGGAGCUGUCGAAAAUAUGGGACUUCUUCAAUCAAUCCAAGUGAAACAAAAGGCAGCUGGCGUGAUUUGCCAUGAGCUUGCGCAUCAGUGGUUUGGUGAUUUGGUGACGAUGACGUGGUGGCCUGAGCUGGUGGUUAACGAGGGCUUCGCGAACUACUUCGAGAUCUACAAUCAAGCCAUGGCAUUCCCAGAGCAUGCUCAAUUCUUGGACGGAAAGUUCUUCACGGACAUGAUGGAGCCAGCACUGGACACAGACGCAAUAAUCAAUGCGUCACACCCAAUAAUUGCUCGUGGCCUCAAUUUUGACAAGAUUGUCUAUGAUAAAGGCGCGUCCAUUUACCGAAUGGCUCACAUAACACUCGGGGAUAAGGCUUGGCAAGAGGGAUUAACUGAUUACAUCCAUUCAUAUAAGUGGGGCAAUGCUAAUCAUGAAAUGCUGUUCGCAAAACUUACGAAAGCUGCUCAAGCAUAUAAUAUUGUCGAUUGGUGUGGAAGACCGAUGGACGUGGCGAAAUUCCUUGAUCCGUGGUUCUUGCAACAGUGUUUCCCAUUGAUCACUGUGACGAACAAUCAACUAAUGGCACCGGCGCAGUUCACUCAACAACCUUUUGAUAAGCGAACUUUGUUGCCAGCUAGUAACUUUAGCUACAGCUGGCCUGUUCCGAUGCAUAUUCGGGACUAUAAGGGCGACCACAAAUCAAUUUUGCAUUGGCUGAAGCCAAGUUAG